ACUACUUGGACUCUCCGAAACACCACUAAUUUUUAUCAUUUUCAGACACUGUUUGGCUUCGUAUACGCUGUCACACAGGAGUACAAUACAACCCAUGUGGGCCCCACACUUGAGGUUUAAUUUCCUUUGUUGACUAAAGGGUACUGGAAAAUCUGGGAUUCAAUAUGAAGCGUUCAAGUUCGAGAAAAUUCAAGAGGGUUUCGUGGGCUUCUGGAUCUAAUCUACGCCAGGUAAAAUUCUUCUUACCCGACGAUUGCCCUUCAAAAGUUGGCAGCAAACUCCAAGGAAAGAAGACAUUGUCAAAAUGGCCAUAUGAUGAUGAGCCACCACCAGGUUUUGAAGGCAAACAUUUACAAAAACAAUCGCCUUCAACUACCACUGAUGAAUAUGAUGAUAUACCACCUGGUUUUGAAGGCAAACAUUUGCAAAAUCAAUCGAAAGCUGUUUUUCCUCACAUUCCUCGUAUUAAAUGGGAAUGCCCUCCUUUGAUUGCUUUGAAUAAGGAUUUGCAUGUUGCUGCUGGGCAAGAUAGCAUGGAGAAACAUUAUCAAAAGCGAAGAGAAAAGAAAGUGCCUGAAACAGUUUUUCCUGGUUCUUCUGCCAUUCCCUCAUGGCCUAUCGUUUCUUCUGAUGUCGAGGAGGAAAGUUACGAUGAUCGCUUAACUCCUAAAGUCUCUCUCAUUCCCAUUGAGUUGCGGAAAGAAGAGUAUGAAGAAGAUUCUGAGCUUGAAUCUGAUGACUCAGUUGCAAGGCCUACAUCUCCACCACCACCUACACAUCAAGAUCUAAAGGGAAAAGCACCUGCAUCAGCUUCUGUGCCUUCUAAACAAGGUGUUACCAAAGAUGUGGACUAUUAUAGGAAUCUUGUUAGGAGUCGCAGUACUUCUCAGCGAGACAUGCUGGACUCACCAACAAGUACUAUUCAUCAACAUGUCAGAGAUUCGAAACGUCCACGUGACAAUAUCAGUAUGCCGAAGGAGGUAAUAAAAUCGAAAUCUAAGAUACAAUGCAAAUUCUUUAAUUCUUCAAAAGGUUGUCGUAAUGCUUCCAAGUGUCCUUAUAAGCAUGAUACGUCAGCUCCAAAGGAAAAAAUAUUGAGAUUGUAGAACCAGAAAUUAAGGAGAGGACAUUGAACGACAAAUUCUGAUGGUGAUCGAAGAUGAAGACUGUAACCCUUUACAAAGAGGGAGAGUGUGGAAAGAGACACAUCUUUCUUAUUUUAAUAUUAUGUAGGUUUAAUGACCAUGGUUUUUAUUCUUUUUUCUUUCUUUCGCUGCUAGAGAUUAAUAUCGGGAAACUGUAGAGUUUACCUUGAACCUUUCGUGGAUGAUUUGGUAGCUACCUCUCUUUG
Messenger RNA from Cajanus cajan (pigeon pea), 1351 nucleotides. RefSeq lists its product as uncharacterized. NCBI's taxonomy places the organism in Eukaryota, Viridiplantae, Streptophyta, Magnoliopsida, Fabales, Fabaceae. The record is from RefSeq and is a predicted model, not a curated record. Gene Ontology annotation, molecular function: metal ion binding.